CGCUCGCGCAUUCGCAUUAAAUUUCGAAUCCGCGCGGCGCGGCUCACCAUCACGCGUCGUCCAUCCUCCCUCUCUCUCUCUUUCUCUUUCUCUCUCUCUCUUUCUCUCUCUCUCUCUCUCUCUUUCUCCCCCUCCUCUCCUCGCCGACCUCCCUCGCCGGUGACGCGUCUUCAGCGCCAGUUUCUCGCGGGGGAUUUUCAAAUCGGCGCGGCACGCGUGAUCGAGUACAGAGUGCACGUGUCCGUCUCGCGUCGUCCUUCGGCGAUUGUCGUCGAUUCCUCGGCGAGGGUGUCAUCGGGCGAGAGGAGAUAUGCCCGUCGUUGUCGGUCGCGUCGCGUACGAGUCGCUCGCAUCGAAGCAAGAAGAGAAGGACGUGUGAUUGUUGCGUGCGUAACAUACAGGUUAUGGAUUAAGAAGGAUUAUAAUCGGCGCGAAUACGGUGAGCUUGAAUUGUCGAUGCUACGAGUUAUUUAUACGAGAAACGAGCCUCGCGCCAAUUAAAAAGGUUCGGUUGAAAUCGCGUUUUCUGCAUCCUCGAAAAGGUCGCAUCUUUUGUUGCGAGUGAAGUGAGAAACAGAUUUGUGACGCGCGGAGAUUCGCGCGCGAUACAGAAGGCGCAUUUUUUCAUAUUUAUCUGUGGCAUCGAUGAUCGGAUUCGCCGAAAAGUUUUAAUUUCGAUUAGAGAGAGUUCCCGGAAAACCGUGUAUCCUAAGUGCUAGAAGGAGAUAACGAAGGAAAGAAUCUCGCAGGGACACUUUCAUCUUAUAACGAUAUAACCUUAUCGACAAAGAUAAAAGGAGAAACGACAUCCGUGUGAGAUUACACCAAGAAGAGAAUGCAAAGAGUCAAGUCUCGCAAAAUUCGAUGAUCGUGAAUCGCAUCGUAUGAGGAGAUAAACCAUCUUCCUCCUGAUAGUGUGUUGGUGUGCAGUGAUCGAUACGGAAAUUGCAUACGGAAGCGAGAAAACAGCUGCCGGAAAUCUCACGCCGGAAAAAGAAACACGUAAAACGUCGAUCUAUCGCCGGGACCGAACGGCGUCUGUGUGGAGAGCAUCAUACGUGUGGAGAGGAGAACAGCUUUACAUCAGACGACUUCCCCGUUCGUCAUCGUGAUGAUGCUGAAGAUCUCGCUGGCCAUAGCGAUGGAAACAUGAGGACCGUGAUAGAUCGCGCAUCCGAUCGACGAAACUUCACUCCUACCGACUAUAAAUGACCGAUGUGACGCAACCAGUCAGGAAUAUUUUUAUGCAAAAUGACUCGCGCCCUUGUCCUUCUCUGCAUGGUCAUCAUUCUACCUCUCUUACGAUGCCACAAGAUCCACGAGCAUAUGACAAGGGAAGAGAUGCUAUCGGUAUUUUACACGGGACACGAGUCCGUGCCGCCGUACGAAGUCGUGCCUGUGUUGCAUACGGUGCACAAGAGGAGCGUGGACGCGAAACCACAGAUUCAUCUGAAGGCCUUCGGCAAAGACAUCAGCCUUUCGUUAAAGCCUACGAAAGGAUUAUUGACGGCCAACAGCCUGCCAAUGUGGACCGUCACCAGAAACACAUCGCAACCCGAUGGCCUUCAUUACGAGAGGAUAAAGGAUGUUGAUGUAGAUAUCGGUGACAUUUAUCAAGAUACGGAGAACAUGGCUUCCAUUCUACUACACCGAGACACGAAUGGGAAAGUGCACGUUGACGGAAUCAUCGGUUCAGAAUUAGUUAUACGACCACUGCCAGAACGUGUUCUACAGGAAGUAGUGAGCGAGGCAUCAGCCUUCUACGAACCCGAUUUACUGCCCAAUGUAACUAGAAAGGAAAACUUAAAACGUACAAGUCAUCAUAUCGUUUUUAAAAAAAUUGGUCGACCUGUUGGCGACGAAUAUAACGAUUUUUCGUUUAUGGAGCCCGAUCAUUUAGCCAAGAGAUAUAGAAGCAAACGUUCGAUCAAUAACAGAUCAAAGCGCGAAGCACCGUAUGUUAUUUACCCGGAAAUCCUUUGCAUUGUGGAUUAUGAUGGGUACAGGUUGCACGGUGGUGACAACGUACAGAUAAAGAGAUACUUCGUAUCCUUUUGGAACGGAGUAGAUCUGAGGUAUAAAUUACUGAAAGGGCCAAAAAUACGUAUCAGUAUAGCGGGAAUAAUUAUUUCACGGGGACGAGACGCGACGCCGUAUUUAGAAAGAAAUCGCGUGGGAAGAGACGCAAUCGACUCGGCAGCUGCUCUCACUGACAUGGGCAAAUAUCUUUUCCGAGAGAGAAGACUUCCUGUGUACGACAUUGCCGUUGCCGUUACAAAAUUAGAUAUGUGCAGGAGGCAAUACGCGAAUGAUGUGUGCAAUAGAGGAACUGCAGGAUUCGCCUAUGUUGGUGGGGCGUGUGUCGUCAAUAAGCGUCUCGAAAAGGUGAAUUCGGUCGCUAUCAUCGAGGAUACCGGUGGAUUUAGCGGUAUCAUUGUCGCUGCGCACGAAGUGGGCCAUCUAUUGGGCGCCGUUCACGAUGGUUCACCUCCGCCGAGUUAUCUAGGUGGACCGGGUGCCGAGAAGUGUCGAUGGGAAGAUGGAUACAUCAUGAGCGAUCUUAGGCACACUGAGAAAGGCUUCAAAUGGUCACACUGCAGCGUGUCCUCUUUCCAUCACUUUUUAAAUGGUGAUACAGCGACCUGUUUAUACAAUGCGCCUCACGAAGACGAGGCAUUGCCCAGAGUACUUCCGGGAAAACUUUUAUCCUUAGAUGCGCAAUGUCGGAAAGAUCGUGGGACAAGCGCUUGUUUCAAAGACGAUCGGGUUUGCGCUCAGCUAUUCUGUUUCGAUGCUGGAUCCGGAUACUGCGUGGCGUAUCGUCCAGCAGCAGAAGGUUCGCCUUGCGGGGAUGGUCAGUACUGUCUGAAUGGAAAGUGCGUGGCGGAGCACGAAAACAUAAUACCGGAUUAUACGCAGAACAUUCCGACCUACGUACGCCGAGAUAGCAUAUUCAAUCCAACGCUGCAUAAUAGGCCGAUAUUCGCUCAGUAUAACAACACAGAUUAUAGGUAUCCAUGGGAAUCAACGACACUGAGCACACCAUUAUCGAGUAUAAUCGCGUCGACGACACGGACGACAAUAACGACACCAUCGACUUAUAAACGUGUCACAAUACCGGGCGUAACUACGCUGUCGAAAUAUACACAGACAACCAUUAAUAACUUAUAUACCGAUCGAUUUAAGACUAAAUAUAGUAGUAAUAUUAAUAAUAAUAAUAAUAGCGGCAUUGGUGGCAUCAGCACCACCACUCGGAGAAGCGUUACCAAUUUCUUCAACUCGUACUACACUGUCAGUACUACUCCAAAGGUCACUAUCGGUCCGAAAAUUAAUCCAUUCAAAUAUAAAAGCGUGAUGUCACUUUCCACGACGACCAAAGGAUAUCAGAACGGCCUUCGAAAUGACGGCCGCGGUAAGAGAAAAAUGUUUUUCGCGAUAUUUCUGAUCGCGUUAUGUCUGAGCGGAGUACCGUUUAUACAAUGCAAGCAGCUUCACGAAUAUAUGACGCCGGACGAAGUAAUGUCCGUUUUUCAUACUCCACCUCAUCUUGUACCCAAGUACGAAGUAGUAUCCUUGUUACAUCGUUUGAAAAAGAAAUUGAAAGGCGACGACGAUGAUGCAACCGAGGUACAGCUAAAAGCAUUUAAUGAAAGCGUUAGAUUAUACUUGAAUCCUACGGAAGGUAUCCUGGCCAGUGAGAAUACACCUGUAUGGACUGUCACGUCCGAUCCGGAAUCACCAGAAGGAUUGCUUUAUAAGCAAGUACCCUCGGCUAUGGAAUAUAUGGGGAUACCGCUUCAAGACGUAUACAGCUCGAGCGCAGUUGUAUUGACACCCACUCCCGACGGUCAAGUGCAUUUGGAUGGAGUGCUAAAUAAUUCACUCGUCAUAAAAUCUCUUCCGCAUCGAGUCCUGAAGGAAGUCGCCUACGGAGGACAUAAUCUCUACGAGCCGCAUUAUAAGAAGAAUGUAACGAGUGACGACGAAUUCACUUAUACACAUCAUCAUGUGGUGUACAAAAUGCCUCAGUCGCAUCAAUACAAUGAUUUCAAAAUUGCAGAUCCGAAGAAUCGCAGAACAAAACGUAACGCUCCAGAAAUCAUUUAUCCGGAAUUCUUAAUAAUAAUCGAUUACAGAGAAUACAAAUUACUUGGUGAAAAUAUCGCCAAAGCCUUACGAUAUCUGGUCUCAUUUUGGAACGGAGUCGACUUGAGAUAUCGUUUAUUGAGCUCGCCUAGAAUGCGUUUAAAUAUCGCAGGAAUAAUUAUAGCUUUGGAUGAUGACGCAACUCCGUAUCUAGAAAAGUCUCGUUUCGAAGCUUCGUCCGUAGAUGCGGAUCUUGCUCUACGCGCUAUGGCAGAUUAUUUUUAUCGCGAAAGCAGAUUUCCAGCAGUUUUCUAUGACAUGGCGAUUACUUUAACUACACUGGAUAUGUGCAACAUGAUCACUGACGAUUAUUGCGAUACGUCAACUUUGGGAUAUGCAUAUGUAGCUGGUGCAUGCGACAGAAACGCAACAAAACAAUCGUCGGAAGCCGUAGGAAUCGUUGAGGAUAAGGGUGGAUAUGACGGGAUCAUUCCCACGGCUCAUGAAAUCGGCCAUUUAAUAGGAGCGCGUCACGACGGCAAUCCCAAGGGCGCUGCAGAUUGUCCACCUUUCGACGGUUUCAUUAUGAGUUCUGGGCUUAUGUUACACGAGAACGGCUUCGAAUGGUCCUCAUGCAGCAUUAAUGCAUUUUACAAUUUCAUCAACGAGGACAGAGCCAAGUGUCUUUACAACGAGCCUAAUGUCUUGGGUAAACAGAUACCGCGUACUUUACCCGGGAAAUUGAUGUCGUUAGACGAACAAUGCAAAAGAAUCUUUGGAACAUCGGCGUGCAAUAAAGAUGCUACAGUCUGCACUCGCUUGGAGUGCGAAUAUCCUGGGUUUGAAGGCUUUUGCAGGGCAACGGCUCCAGCAGCGGAAGGAUCUCCAUGCGGAGAUGGUUUGUUCUGCUUGAAUGGCAAAUGUGUACUGGAAGGAACAAUGGUUAAGGAACCAAAGAAGAAAAAUAUGCCCAAAUUCAUUGUUCAAAAGAUCAAGGAAAUUCCAUGGAUUUCCAAAUUGUUGAAAAGAAUAAAAAAGAGACUGCAUCUUUCGUAAAAAUGAAUGUACAUAUUAAUAAGUACAUUAUAUAUGCUGUUAUAUCAUCGUACUCUAUGUUGCUGCUGCUGCUUUAAUGGGAUGCCAAAAAAAAAGUAUAAACAAAAAUUUAAUGUUCAAGAUAUAUAUUCUUGUGAAUGUUAUUAUAUUCUAUUCUGAUUAAAACUUUGUAUAUAGUAGUCUAUGCUUGUAAGUAUGUCAAGAGAAUUAUGUAAGCACGCAUAAUUCACAUAAAAAUAUCAGAAUAUAAUAUCCGGAAACUAUUACAUAUUCUCUUUCAAUUUCUCAUAUUGUUAAGCAAAUUUUCUCCUUACUGUAUAUUUUUAUAAUCAUAUUUUGAUACAGAUUUUUUAUAUUCUCCACAUUAAAUAUCUCGA
Cataglyphis hispanica is the source of this 5519-nucleotide messenger RNA. RefSeq lists its product as uncharacterized. The coding region runs from base 1252 to 5142 and encodes 1296 amino acids. The record is from RefSeq and is a predicted model, not a curated record. Gene Ontology annotation, biological process: proteolysis. The transcript is spliced from 32 exons. Gene Ontology annotation, molecular function: metalloendopeptidase activity. NCBI's taxonomy places the organism in Eukaryota, Metazoa, Arthropoda, Insecta, Hymenoptera, Formicidae.